UCAGUAGGCACAACAGUGUUUGGUUAUUGGGAUGGGAGCGCCAGAAAAUUUUUUUGAUGUUCUUGGGAAAUGGAAUAUAACCAUAUUAAAUGUGCUCUUUAUUGCUUUGAGUUUUCUCAUGGUAUUUUUUGGAGCUUUAAUGGCAUUAAUGGAGGCUAAACUACCCAUCGGUGUUAAACAGUUCUUCCGCUAUGGCAAACACGCAUACAAUUCGAAAAAGAAAAACAAACUCAUGUCAAGCUUGGAAGUACCGAAAUCUUGGUUUUCCCAUUUCUAUAUCUUCGCUCUGAUCUUUUCGUGGUUUUCAUUGUUUUUGGUCGUGCAAGUGACGUUAUUUGGAAAAGCAUUACCAAAAUAUAUGGAAACAUUUCUAGACUAUGUUGCCGGAGGUCAAAGUCGAAAAGUGCUUAUCGACUCCAAUGCAUGUUUGAUUACCAUGACCCUUAUGUGUUUACAAUGUUCAAGGCGAUUCUACGAAACUAAUUUUGUGCAAAUUUUCUCUAAAAAGAAUAAAAUCAAUGUAGGCCAUUAUUUUGUGGGUUAUUUGCAUUACUUUGGGGCGAUACUUGCUGUUAUGGCUAAUGCUGAAGGUUUUUCCAGAGAAUCCUCAUCAUCUGAAGUAAAUUUUUCAAAAAUCUCUUUGGUACAAUACUUUGCCAUUGGUUUAUUCCUAUUCAGCUGGUGGUAUCAGUACCAGUCCAAUAUUAUUUUGGUUAAUUUGCGAACGGAUGGAAAAACUGGGAGAGUGGCGACCGAGAAACAUUUACUGCCAAAAGGCGGCUUUUUUGAAUUGGUAUCGUCUCCCCACAUGUUAUUCGAAAUUGGCUUGUAUGUUGCUCUGUUAGUGGGAUUCUUAUCACAAAGUAUUACAUGGUGGCUGGUCGUUUUUUGGGUUAUCAGCAAUCAGGUUUAUAAUGCUGUUUGCACUCAAUCUUGGUAUAAGGAAACAUUCAAGAACUACCCAAAACAUCGCAAAGCAAUUAUACCAUUUAUGUUGUACUCUGGUACUCUGCUAUUUGGUUAUCACCAAUUCGUAUGUAUGUAUGUGUAUCUGUUAACAGCGGUGAAAGCUGGUAUUUAUAUCCACAUUAAAAAACAGUUUUAUUUUAAUUCCGAUAGCUUACAAAACUUUGAAAAUUUUAAAUUAUUCAAUAUGAUCUUUGAUUAUUUUGAAUAUAUUCUUAAAAAUAAAAUAAAUUUAAUCCAUACAAUAUUCAUUGGGUUUACCAUUAUAAUUGUUGUGAAUGGCUCCCUUAUCAAUUUAAUGGAACCACUGUUGCCGGUCUUUAUAAGACAAUCAUUUCGUUAUGGAAAGCAUAAGCAUAUUGGUUCGAAGGAUGCCCUAGUUUCUAUGAUUGAAAUACCAAAAUCAUGGUUUAGUCACUUUUAUGUGUUUGCUUUCUCAUGGGCAUUAUGGGCCUUAUAUUUGGUGCUUAAAGGUAUCAUCAUGCACACAACUGCUCCAGAUUACGUUAUUCAAUUUUUGGACCUUGUUGGAGGUGGCACAGAAGCUCGAAAAGUUCUUAUAGAUUCCAAUACCGCUCUUAUAGCAGCUGUAUUAAUGACUCUGCAGUGUGCCCGUCGAUUUUACGAGACAAAUUUUGUACAGAUUUUUUCUAAGAAAAGUAAGAUUAAUCUAUCGCACUACAUUGUUGGUUAUUUACAUUAUUUUGGUGCAAUACUGGCAUUGCUGCUCAAUACCGAGGGUUUUGUAAAAGGUUCUAUGCCAUCCACGUUCAGCUUUAGGAAAAUCACUUUAUUCCAAUACGCUUGUCUCUUCCUGUUCCAUUUCAGUUGGUCUCAGCAAUACAAAUCAAAUAUGAUAUUGGUUAAUUUGCGCAAAGAUGCUAAGACUGGAAAAGUUGAAACUGAAAAGCAUCUGCUUCCCACUGGGGGCUUUUUUAAUAUUGUUUCAUCACCACACAUGUUAUUCGAAGUUCUUAUGUAUGCUGCAUUGCUAGGCAUAAUGGCGAACAGUUUCACCUGGAAGCUUAUCGUCAUAUGGGUUUGUAGCAAUCAGUUGAUGAAUGCUUUAUUAACACAUAAAUGGUACAAGGAAAAUUUUAAGAACUAUCCAAAACACCGUAAGGCUUUAAUACCAUUCAUUUUAUGAAUGGUAUUUCCUUUUGCAUGUUCAUGAGGCUUAGUAAUAUACAAGACAUUGCAUAGAACUAUGGCUAGUUCUAACUUAUAUGUAAUUGACUGUGCCAUAUUACUGUACUAAUGCAUAUCAUUCCUGCUGUUGCUUUAUAUUUAAGCAAAUAUUGUCGUAUAAAUAAAUAUUCCAAAAUCAUAUAUAAAUAU
Messenger RNA from Stomoxys calcitrans (stable fly), 2304 nucleotides. RefSeq lists its product as uncharacterized. Gene Ontology annotation, molecular function: 3-oxo-5-alpha-steroid 4-dehydrogenase activity. The coding region runs from base 32 to 2113 and encodes 693 amino acids. The transcript has 6 exons. The record is from RefSeq and is a predicted model, not a curated record. Gene Ontology annotation, cellular component: endoplasmic reticulum. NCBI's taxonomy places the organism in Eukaryota, Metazoa, Arthropoda, Insecta, Diptera, Muscidae. Gene Ontology annotation, biological process: dolichol-linked oligosaccharide biosynthetic process; polyprenol catabolic process.